UUAGAAAGGCUGCACAUGAAAGGUCUGGGGCUGGGGGGGGGACCAGGGAUUUGGGCUGCAUCCAAAAUAUUGAGUAAGGGUCUUUGAGACUUUAAAGCUAACUACAAUCAUUCAAGGGUUCACUGUGCUGCACGCCUAGAGCAGUGCUCUACUACUUUCACAACCUAUUUUUAAGACUGUUUACUACAAGUUUGUUCUUGCAAAGCUUUUCUUCUCUUGUGUGAGAGAGACACAACCCCAUCCUCCAGCAAAAAUGGAAGCCAUCAAGAAAAAGAUGCAGAUGUUGAAGCUAGAUAAGGAGAAUGCAAUUGAUAGAGCUGAACAGGCUGAAGCAGACAAGAAAGCAGCUGAGGACAAGUGCAAACAGGUAGAGGAUGAGCUGGUGGCACUGCAGAAGAAGUUAAAAGGAACUGAAGAUGAACUGGAUAAAUACUCAGAAGCUCUCAAAGAUGCUCAGGAAAAACUGGAACAGACUGAUAAGAAGGCAACAGAUGCAGAAGGUGAAGUGGCAGCUUUGAAUCGGCGUAUCCAGCUGGUGGAAGAGGAGCUGGAUCGUGCCCAAGAACGUCUGGCGACAGCCCUGCAGAAACUGGAGGAGGCAGAGAAGGCAGCAGAUGAAAGUGAGAGAGGUAUGAAAGUUAUUGAAAACAGAGCAAUGAAGGAUGAAGAAAAAAUGGAAAUUCAGGAGAUGCAGCUGAAAGAGGCUAAGCAUAUUGCUGAGGAGGCUGACCGUAAAUAUGAAGAGGUUGCGCGUAAACUGGUCAUUUUGGAGGGUGAACUAGAGAGAGCCGAGGAACGUGCUGAGGUGUCAGAACUAAAAUGCAGUGACCUUGAAGAAGAACUAAAAAAUGUCACUAACAACCUAAAGUCCCUGGAGGCUCAGUCUGAGAAGUACUCUGAAAAAGAGGAUAAAUAUGAAGAAGAAAUCAAGCUUCUCUCUGACAAACUCAAGGAGGCUGAAACACGUGCUGAGUUUGCAGAAAGAACGGUUGCUAAACUGGAAAAGACUAUUGAUGAUCUGGAAGACGAGCUGUAUGCUCAGAAGCUGAAGUACAAAGCUAUCAGUGAGGAGCUUGACCACGCACUCAAUGAUAUGACCUCUUUGUAAAUGCAUUUCCUCUUUUGGCUUUGCCUUGCUGCACUAAGAUUCUGCCUUUAAUACUAGUCUGAGUAAUUCCUAGUACUAGUCCAUCAGUCUUUUUCUGUAAAAACUGAAUUAAAUAAAAACAAGCUACCUUGAUACCUGUA
Molecule: messenger RNA, 1248 nt
Organism: Trachemys scripta elegans
Lineage: Eukaryota; Metazoa; Chordata; Testudines; Emydidae
Gene: TPM4
Product: tropomyosin 4
Exons: 9
Coding region: 254-1108 (284 amino acids)
Biological process (GO): muscle contraction; actin filament organization
Cellular component (GO): actin filament
Molecular function (GO): actin filament binding
Source: RefSeq, a predicted model, not a curated record